ACACGUACUUAGCGGAAGCCGAGGGUGGAAAGCUUGUUGUUGCUGCUGUCAAGCAAAAUUAUUCUGGAAUUGUGUUUUACGCAAACUGAGGACUCUUUUUUUUUCUUUCAAAAGUGAGUACUGGUAGUAGUAUUAUUGCAUGCCACUUUUAUCAAGUAAAUUAGCUGAAAUGUGAAAAUCUCAAAUGAGUACGGUACCCAAGUUUGCCCUGUCUAACAACUGUUGUCGACUGUUGUUAUGUUAGCUACAUGUAACUUGACGAAGCGAUGCUUCCCUCGGAUGGAGUGGGUCUGCGCCCGUCGAGACUUCACGUCGACCAGAGGCCGGCCGGUGUGUGUGUGAUAUCGUGAUAUGUUUGUUUCUAACCAUAACAUCAUGCCAGUCCAAACUCGAAGGGGUAAUCAGUCUACUCUGUCAUUCCCAACAAGAAAAACUAACACACCGAGUAGGAUUGAACACACACUCAAGGGUGGAGAGAAGAAACUUGAUAGACUAAAGAGAGAUCACUGCAGAAGUAAAAGUCUCUCUUCACUUUCAAAAUCAACACCUGUACAUGUAGAUAGUGAACAAAGCUUUAUAUCAUUAGCUGAUAGACUGGAUGGGGUUAUAUCACCUAGGAAGAGGAGUACUGUUGUUGCUGCUAAGGACUCUCCUUUAAAGACACCAUCUAAAUCUCCAAGGAAGAGAUCGAUUUCAGAUCAUUACAAUGAUGAAAACCAAGAGCCAGAAGCUUGCAGUCCAACUAAAGUAAAGAGAAGUAUCCUGGAAUCAAUGUCACCUUCAAAGCGAUGCGAGUCCACUCCUAUCAGGAAACUCGGCGUCGCAAGGCAAGAUGGUGAGUGUUACAGCUCGGCCAAGAAAGCCCUUCACACAUCUCUUCCGGAGCGUCUCCUUUGCAGAGAGAAAGAGACUCAAACCAUCCAGUCUUUCCUCAAGAAUCACCUAACCGCAAGGAAGCCGGGGAGUCUCUACAUCUCUGGCGCACCGGGAACUGGCAAGACGGCUUGUCUUAAACAGAUCUUACAGCAGCAACAUAAGGGUAGCAGAAAGAGCAGUCAGCAUAUAUUUGUAAACUGUAUGUUAGUUAGACAGAGCCAAGGUAUAUAUCACACAGUCUUGAAAGAGGUCAAUCAUGAUGUAUCAACGGAUAAAAUGUCAGCCAAGAUGGCUGCCAGAGCUCUACAGAAGUCAUUCACAUCCCCUGGACCCACUGUAUUGUUAGUGUUGGAUGAAAUUGAUCACUUAGACUCCAAGGGACAGGAGGUUCUUUACACCAUGUUUGAAUGGCCUAGUCUACCAAAAUCAAGAUUGGUUCUCGUUGGUGUGGCCAAUUCACUGGAUCUCACAGAUAGGAUACUGCCUAGGCUUCAAUCCAGACCCAAAUGUCGACCAGAGCUUCUUCAUUUUGCUCCAUACACAAGGACCCAGAUCUCAACCAUCUUGCAGGAUAGACUCAAAGAGAGUACUGUUGAUGGUACAGCUGUAGUAGAUCCUAUGGCCGUCCAGCUUUGUGCAAGGAAAGUAGCAGCAGUGGCUGGAGACGUGAGGAAAGCACUAGACGUCUGUAGGAGAGCAGUGGAGAUUGUUGAAGCAGACAUUAGGAGGCAGUCGAUAUUAAAACCAUCAGGAGGCUCCCCAAGAAAAACCCUACUGUCACCCGUCAAAUCAUCUGCCAGGAAUUCGCCCAAGAAAGGUUCUCCAUCAAAGCUCCCAAAGAAAGUCUCUCUGCUCCAAGUCUCCAAUGUCAUCAAUGAGGUGUAUGGGUCAGGGGUCAUGACCUCAUCCGGAAGUAAAGGUCAAAGCUUCCCUCUGCAACAGAAGCUGGUUAUCUGUACAGUUCUUCUCAUGGUCAAGGAAGGCAAGGCUCGAGAGGUCACACUGGGAAAGGUCCAUGAUACAUACUCAAAGAUCUGUGCAAGUUGUCAUGUGGCACCUGUUGACCAAUCAGAGUUCCUGUCUCUUUGUCAGCUGAUCGAGACUAGAGGUGUUCUUGCUCUCAAGAAAUCAAAAGAUGCUAGACAAACAAAGAUGUGCCUGAAGAUGAAUGAGAAGGAGGUAGAAUUUGCUCUUCAAGAUAAGGUCCUAAUGUCGGUCAUCUUGGAAGCUGGCUUGCCUAGCAACAAAGACAAGAAAGGCAAACAAUUAUGAUGAUUGCUUUCAACCAUGUAAUUAGUAUUAUAGAUAAGACUCGGCGCUGUCUGCAAUUUUAUUUUUGUAAUAGAAGUUCAUUGCCAUAAAUUGGAUUUUAUAAUUGCCUCUUAAUUUUAUUUUGUAAUAUAGUUGUACAUGACUUGUAAUGAUAAUAAUAAUGAAUAGUUUUUAUAUAGUGCAUUUCAUAUAAUUUCACAUUUCUGUAUGCCCUUCAGAAGAAAAAGAAAGAAAAAUGCCUGUUGCAAAAGUUAUUUUGUUGAAUUAAGGAAAUUUUGAAUUUUUAAGUUUUUACAGCUUUUAGAAAAAAAAAGUCUAACGUAUCAAUUACCUUUUAGGUGUGAAUUUGGGAGCUUGUCCCGUUAAACCGGAGCAGAAUAAUAAAUAAUUUUUUACCAUUUGUUUUUUAAGAUUGGACAAAUAAUUAGUAAAUUCUUAUUGUGUGAUUGAAGCAUGUAGAAAUGAAGGUUGUAUUAAUCUAAUAUUCAAAUAUUUAAAAUGAAAGUAAAAUUACACCAUGUACUCUAAGUUUGGGAAGCUAAGUACAAUUUAUUAUAUUAGAAUACCAGUGUGUUAUUCUCAUUUCAUGUAACUCAUUUCUCAUAUGAUGUGAUUAAACCACGGUGUGCAUGUCAAGGGCUUUAUGCUAGGAAAUUUUCGUUGGAAGUGCCCGCAUUUUUCUGACUUUGAUAGGAUGACAUGUCACACUUCAUUCGCUCUAUUUUGUUAGAAUUCAUUCCCUCUGUUUAAUAUGGAGAUUUAUGUGAGCUUAUAUAUUAUGUUUUCUUUCAGUGGUAGAACCUUUUUAACAGUAUGACAUGUAUCGUGAAUUGUUCUAAUAGCUUCAUUUCUGAUCACAUUUUACUAUAAGUUGAUGUGGUAUUUUAGGUAAUGACAGUUUCUAGUUUAUGCCAUGUUAUACAGGUGCAAACAAAGUUAUUGAAUUUUAAAGUUUAUCAAUAUUUUGUGAAAACAGUUAUAUGCACAUCGUCAUGAAUAUUCAUUAGGUGGGCUGAUGAUGUCCCAUCCCCACUUUCCUUUUUCUUACGUUAUUACAUGAAAUCAUAAAUGUUUCAUUUUUUCAUACAUGUGUAAAUGAUGUGUCUCCAUUAUGAUGAAAUAAGAUGGGGCAAUAAAUAACUAAUGCACCUAAUCAGUUGUCAAUCCAAUUGUUUUAGUUCUUGGUAGAAAAUGUUUUAAUAAACCUAAUUUCAUAUAAUGAAAUACAAAAGAACAAGUGGGGAUAUGACAUCAUCAGCCCACCUAAUGAAUAUUCAUAAAGACAUGCCUAGAACUGUUUCACCGGAAUAAUGCAUAUCUUUAAAAUUAAAUAACUUGUUAUUUGUUAUCCGAUUUUGAUCGAAUUUUUAGCAUUUUGCUUUGUGAAUUUUACUCUAUUUAUUGAGAUAUCAAUAUCUCCAGCCUGGAUAGAUUAUGAAGUGAUAUUGAAGUCUUCAGAUUACCUCCAGUCAAAUAUAUAUGUAUAUGAAUUCUACCAUGAUUACAUUUUGGAAGUCUCAAACAGUUCUAUGAAUAUUUUCAGGAAUAAGAUAUUUUAGGAAGUUUUUAAUUUCUGACCUAAUUUCAUAUCAGCCCAAUAGCAGCCAUGGAGGAUUAGGGUUUGGAUGGGAUGAUGUUGGCUUAAACAUCUUUCAUACUGCAUAUAAAUUUUGGAAGGUAUUUUCAGCUGCCUUUAAAUCUUUUCUAAUUUCCAAACAUUCGAUGUAAUUAAGUUUUUUUACGAUUACAUUGAUUUAAUUUUCCUAUGAAUAUUUUACACGUUAUGCUUUUUUCUUUACACCUUUCAUUUUUGUCUCACCUGCAUAGCAGAGUGAGACUAUAGGCGCCGCUUUUCCGACGGCGACGGCGGCGGCGGCGGCGGCGGCGGCGGCGGCGGCGACGGCGGCGUCAACACCAAAUCUUAACCUGAGGUUAAGUUUUUGAAAUGACAGCAUAACUUAGAAAGUAUAUGGACCUAGUUCAUGAAACUUGGCCAUAAGGUUAAUCAAGUAUUACUGAACAUCCUGCCUGAGUUUCAUGUCACAUGACCAAGGUCAAAGGUCAUUUAGGGUCAAUGAACUUAGACCAUGUUGGGGGAAUCAACAUCAAAAUCUUAACCUAAGGUUAAGUUUUUGAAAUGUCAUCAUAACUUAGAAAAUAUAUAGACCUAGUUCAUGAAACUUAUACAUAAGGUUAAUCAAGUAUCACUGAACAUCCUGCAUGAGUUUCACGUCACAUGACCAAGGUCAAAGGUCAUUUAGGGUCAAUGAACUUUGGCCGAAUUGGGGGUAUCUGUUGAAUUACCAUCAUAACUUUGAAAGUUUAUGGAUCUGAUUCAUGAAACUUGGACAUAAUAGUAAUCAAGUAUUACUGAACAUCCUGUGCAAGUUUCAGGUCACAUGAUCAAGGUCAAAGGUCAUUUAGGGUCAAUGAACUUUGGCCAAAUUGGGGUAUUUGUUGAAUUACAGCCAUAAAUUUGAAAGUGUGUUGGUCUAGUUCAUAAAACUUGGACAUAAUAGUAAUCAAGUAUCACUGAACAUCCUGUGCGAGUUUCAGGUCACAUGAUCAAGGUCAAAGGUCAUGUAAGGUCAAAGAACUUUGGCCACGUUGGGGGUAUUUGUUGAAUUGCCAUCAUAUCUCUAUAAGUGUAUUGGUCUAGUUCAUAAAAUUUGGAAAUAAGAGUAACCAAGUAUCACUGAACAUCUUGUGCGAGUUAUAGUAGUUUUCAAAAUCUGCACUGCUGCUAUAUUGAAUCGCGUGAUGCAGGUGAGACGGCCAGAGGCAUUCCACUUGUUAAUGUUUAUGCUGUUACAAUAUUUUUUUAUAAAAGAUUAUAUAUUUACCAAGAAACAUUACAAUUUUAAAUAUGAUUAAUUCAGUGUGAUUAUUACAAAUUCCUUUGAAAGAUAUGUUGAAGUUUUAUUAUGACUUUGUAUGUCAACAUAUUUUGGUAAGUUAUGCGACACAUUUUUGACUGAAUUGUUGCCUUUUGUGCGAAAUAAAACUGUUGGGCAAUUCUA
Molecule: messenger RNA, 5168 nt
Organism: Lytechinus pictus (painted urchin)
Lineage: Eukaryota; Metazoa; Echinodermata; Echinoidea; Temnopleuroida; Toxopneustidae
Product: cell division control protein 6 homolog
Exons: 13
Coding region: 352-2148 (598 amino acids)
Biological process (GO): DNA replication initiation; mitotic DNA replication checkpoint signaling; cell division
Cellular component (GO): nucleus
Molecular function (GO): ATP hydrolysis activity; DNA replication origin binding
Source: RefSeq, a predicted model, not a curated record